GCCUGGUCGAGGGCGGGGCAGGGAGACAGCAUGCUAACCCGGGUUCGCUCGGCCGUGGCGCACCUGGUGAGCUCCGGGGGCGCUCCGCCUCCGAGACCCAAAUCCCCGGACUUGCCCAGCGCGACCGCGGCGCCGCCCGCCGCCGCUCCAGAAGCGCCCAAGAGCCCUCCGGCGAGGCCCGGGAGCGGGAGCCGGGCGCCCGCGAAAACAGCAGAGGCUCGAGCGAGCUUCUCUAGACCGACCUUCCUGCAGCUGAGCCCCGGGGGGCUGCGACGGGCCGACGACCACGCGGGCCGAGCCGUGCAAAGCCCCCCGGACACCGGCCGCCGCCUGCCCUGGAGCACGGGCUACGCCGAGGUCAUCAACGCUGGCAAGAGCAGGCACAAUGAGGACCAGGCUUGCUGUGAAGUGGUGUAUGUGGAAGGCCGCAGGAGCAUUUCAGGGGCCCCUAGGGAGUCUAGCAGAGGCCAGGGACUCUGCUUCUACUACUGGGGCCUGUUUGAUGGACAUGCAGGGGGCGGAGCCGCUGAAAUGGCCUGUAGGCUAUUGCAUCGCCACGUCCAGGAGCAGCUAAAGGACCUAGUAGACAUACUUCAGGACCCCUCCCCACCUCCCCUAUGCCUCCCCUCUACGCCUGGGACCCCAGGUUUCUCGGAUCGCUCUCACUUGGUUGGUCCUCAGCCCUGCUGGUCUUUGCAGAAGGAAGUGAGCCAUGAGAGCCUGGUGAUAGGGGCCAUUGAAAAUGCCUUCCAGCUCAUGGGGGAAGAAGGGACCGUUACCCUCAGUGUGGUCUGGCCGGGCCAGGAUGAGCAGAUGGCCCGGGAGCGGCGUGGCCACCAAGUGGAGGGGGGCUGCUGUGCACUGGUUGUGGUAUACCUGCUAGGCAAGGUGUAUGUGGCCAAUGCAGGUGACAGCAGAGCCAUCAUUGUCCGGAAUGGUGAAAUCAUUCCAAUGUCCCGGGAGUUUACCCCGGAGACUGAGCGCCAGCGUCUUCAGCUGCUUGGCUUCCUGAAACCAGAGCUGCUGGGCAGUGAAUUCACCCACCUCGAGUUCCCCCGAAGAAUUCAGCCCAAGGAGCUGGGGCAGAGGAUGCUGUACAGGGACCAGAACAUGACUGGCUGGGCCUACAAAAAGAUCGAGCUGGAGGAUCUCAGGUUUCCUCUGGUCUCUGGGGAGGGCAAAAAGGCCAGAGUGAUGGCGACCAUCGGGGUGACCCGGGGCUUGGGAGACCACAACCUGAAGGUCUGCAGUUCCACCUUGCCCAUCAAGCCCUUCCUCUCCUGCUUCCCUGAGGUACAAGUAUAUGACCUGACACAGUAUGAGCACUGCCCAGAUGAUGUGCUAGUCCUGGGAACAGAUGGCCUGUGGGAUGUCACCAAUGACUGUGAGGUAGCCGCCACAGUGGACAGGGUGCUGUCAGCCUAUGAGCCCAAUGACCCAAGCAGGUAUACAGCUCUGGCCCAAGCUCUGGUCUUGGGGGCCCGGGGUACCCCACGGGACCGUGGCUGGCAUCUCCCCAACAACAAGCUCGGUUCUGGGGAUGACAUCUCUGUCUUCGUCAUCCCCCUGGGAGGACCAGGCAGUUACUCCUGAGGGGCUGAGCUUCAGCUCUCCCACCACCAUCCCCUCUCCCAGCGCAAAUUUUGAAGUUGUCUCCUUGACUCUUCUUUAGUGACAAUUUAACCGACAAAGGGCUGAUAGAACCAGAAUCAUACCUACUGGCCAAUAAACCAGAUAGAUAAAUA
This is a messenger RNA of Heterocephalus glaber (naked mole-rat), 1745 nucleotides long. Lineage: Eukaryota; Metazoa; Chordata; Mammalia; Rodentia; Bathyergidae. The record is from RefSeq and is a predicted model, not a curated record.